GGGCCUCCAAAAUGCUAAAGACGCCCCUGAUCAUCUUCCUCCGUCCUUCUAAUUACAUUCGGACUCUCUUAAUCGUAAGUAUGAAGAUUAGCGAUCGAAGCCAACUGGAUAGACCCGAAACAUCCAUCGGUUUCUCCUUCCGUUUUAAAUCAGUUGUCAUCUUCUCCAUUUUAAUGCAGAAGCUUCCUUACCGGUCUUGGUGGCCUUUAUUGUAUCAGCAAUUUGAUCUUUUUCUUCAUGAUGGUGCAGGUACCUUUGAACUCCAUAUGCAUGAAAAGGUUCAGAACCCAAAGUUCUCUUGUGUGUCAGCAAAGUCCUCUAUAGAAGCUGCCUAGCGUCCAAAAAUUAUCAGGUCAUUGCUACUGCGCCUGGAACCACUUGCUAUUUGAUGUUGACCCACUUGAGGAAUUGCUAAAGUUGGUAAACUUCUUUUUAAAAAAACUUCAGCUUUUCAAGAAUUAUACCAAAGCUCAAUUUCUGGUUCUCUUCAAGCUUUAAUUUCUUGAUUUCCACUCACUUUUUUAGCUUUUGUGUACCCUGGUUCCCUUCCUCACGUGUUCCUAUAUCAAUCAAAACAUUCACAGAAAUAUAUUAGUAUUUGAUUAGUUAUUUUUAUUCUUUGUAAUUUUGAUUUAUUUUUCUAUUAUUUGUUACCCACUGUUAAUGUACUUAGUAGAAUUUAUGAUAUGCCAGGUGGAUAAGGAGCACAACAAAAUUCAAGCAGAUACAGAAGAUGAAGAACUUCUAUGAAGUGAAUUCUAUCUUUAAAUUAUUUGUUCCAUAGUGUUCCUCUUUAUUGUUUUAGUUUGUGCUAAAUUAGCUCUAGCUAUGUAGUAGUGAGGGAGGGUUAUAGUCUUAUAGAGUUAUAUUGUGUAUGUAUUAGUAUAACUCUAUAUAUACUUUGAUGAAUACUUGUAUAAUUACCUUUAUUUUCAAUUUAAGUUAUGUAAACACUCAGUGUUAUGUUAUUGAAAUUUAAUGUCUUGCUUUCUGUGUUUGUUA
Messenger RNA from Cuscuta epithymum, 1002 nucleotides. Lineage: Eukaryota; Viridiplantae; Streptophyta; Magnoliopsida; Solanales; Convolvulaceae. The record is from the annotation of a GenBank genome assembly.